GAGAAAAGUUACCAACAGGGUUCUUAUCGAUAAAGCUAUCGAUAAUCGCAAAGUUUCGCAGGCAGGGUAGGAUCGGGAUGGAGGGGGGUUCCUAUGCCGCUCUAGCACCGGUCUUAGCUAACUACAAACGCUAUCUACGCCGCCAAAAUAAUUAUUUCCAAGGAAAUAACAUCCUUAGCAAGCAAGUAUAUAGCUCCUCCUCCCCGACACGAUCUAGGCCGAUGGACCUAACCUCUCGAGUCCGCUCCCGGCUACAGCCUUCCAGCUGAGAUCUCUCAACCUCGUACCGCACAAUUGAACAACCCGGGUCGAAAUUCCACAAACUAUACCCCUCCAUCCAAACAGCUCUAUCUCGAACCAACCCUUCCGAAACCGCAACCGCAAAACAACAACCCUCACAAUGUCCCCCCAACCCCCCCAACCCCCCUUCGCAACAGCCCUUCUCGCCGGCGGCAUAGCAGGCACCACAGUCGACCUCUCCCUCUUCCCCCUCGACACCCUCAAAACCCGGCUCCAAUCGCACGCAGGUUUCUUCCCGUCCGGCGGUUUCCGCGGUAUAUACCGAGGCGUCGGGUCCGCAGUCGUAGGUUCCGCCCCCGGCGCCGCCUUCUUCUUCUGCACGUACGAGGGGGUCAAAGGCGCCUUAUCAGCACGCCGAUUAGCCCGGGGUGAGCUGGACCCGGUACACAGCACCGGCGCCGAAGCAGGGGGGACCUGGGAAGCGCCGCUCGAACACAUGCUCGCGGCGUCGCUGGGCGAGGUAGCGGCGUGCGCGGUGCGCGUGCCGACCGAGGUCGUGAAGCAGCGCGCGCAAGCGGGGUUACACGGGGGAUCGAGUGCCGCGGCGCUCGGGGCGAUAUUAUCGCAGUUUUCGACGGUGGGGUUUGCGGGGGUGUGGCGGGAGUUGUACCGCGGGUGGGGGAUCACGGUGAUGCGGGAGGUGCCGUUUACGGUGAUCCAGUUCCCGCUGUGGGAGGCGUUGAAGAGCUGGGGACGGCGGCGCAAGGUGGCGAGUGGGAGUGUGGAGGUAAGUGCGGGGGAGAGCGCGCUGUAUGGGAGUGUAUCCGGGGCUAUUGCGGCGGGGGUUACGACGCCGCUGGAUGUGUUGAAGACGAGGGUUAUGCUGUCGAAGGAGCGGGAGAAGGUGUUUACUGUGUUGACGGAUCUGUUGAGGAGUCAUGGUAUACGACCGUUCUUCGCAGGGAUAGGGCCUAGGGUUAUGUGGAUUAGUGCCGGGGGAGCCAUUUUCCUCGGGAGUUAUCAGUGGGCUGUUAACGCCUUGCAAGGGAACGUCAUAUGACGCGCUCACGACUGACGAAGUGAAGAUCGAGACGACUAGGUACAAACACAUCAGGGCUAAGAAGUGGUCCUCGUUUUUGUAUAUCCCGGGGUAUACCUCAGAGCCAUAAUUCAACACGGCGCUUGGGAG
Annulohypoxylon maeteangense is the source of this 1429-nucleotide messenger RNA. RefSeq names its product mitochondrial carrier. The transcript has a single exon. Gene Ontology annotation, cellular component: mitochondrial inner membrane. The coding region runs from base 401 to 1300 and encodes 299 amino acids. Gene Ontology annotation, biological process: transmembrane transport. The record is from RefSeq and is a predicted model, not a curated record. Gene Ontology annotation, molecular function: S-adenosyl-L-methionine transmembrane transporter activity. NCBI's taxonomy places the organism in Eukaryota, Fungi, Ascomycota, Sordariomycetes, Xylariales, Hypoxylaceae.